AUGCGCUUUGCUCUGCUAGCUCUCUUCCUCUUCGGAGUGAUCUUCGCCAUUGUGUCCGCCGGAGGACAAGGAGGCGGCGGCGGCGGUGGCGGCCAAGGCGGCUGGCAGAAGAACGGAGGAGGCGGUGGUGGCGGCGGCAAGGGAGGCGGCGGCGGCGGCCAAGGAGGAUGGCAGAAGAACGGAGGAGGCGGCGGCGGCGGCGGAGGCGGCGGUCAGGGAGGCUGGCAGAAGAAUGGAGGAGGCGGCGGCGGCGGAAACGGUGGCGGUGGCAAGCAUGGAGGCGGCGGUGGUGGCGGAAACGGAGGCGGUGGCAAGCACGGUGGCGGCGGCGGUGGAGGUGGCAAGCACGGAGGCGGCGGUGGUGGUGGCGGUGGCAAGCAUGGAGGCGGUUGGUAA
This is a messenger RNA of Drosophila bipectinata, 396 nucleotides long. RefSeq lists its product as uncharacterized. NCBI's taxonomy places the organism in Eukaryota, Metazoa, Arthropoda, Insecta, Diptera, Drosophilidae. The record is from RefSeq and is a predicted model, not a curated record.